Molecule: messenger RNA, 3333 nt
Organism: Pseudopodoces humilis (Tibetan ground-tit)
Lineage: Eukaryota; Metazoa; Chordata; Aves; Passeriformes; Paridae
Source: RefSeq, a predicted model, not a curated record
GCUGCCGCACCGAGCGCGGCGGGGCCGCGGCGCCCCGGGACACGUGAGGGCCGGGAAAAAGACCGGCACCGGCACCAGCACCGGCACCCAACAGGCGCUCCGUGGCCAUGGCCGGGAACAGCCUGGUGCUGCCCAUCGUGCUGUGGGGCCGGCGAGCCCCCACGCACUGCGUCUCCUCCCUGCUGCUCGUGGAUGGCUCUGUCAUCGUCACCGGCUGCCAUGACGGGCAGAUCUGCCUCUGGGACCUGGCUCCUGACCUGCAGAUCAAUCCCAGAGCUCUGCUCUUUGGCCACACAGCCUCAGUUACUUGUUUGUCCAAGGCCUCGGCAUCCAGUGAAAAGCAAUAUAUAGUGAGUGCAUCAGAGAGUGGGGAGAUGUGCCUGUGGGACGUGAACGACGGCAGGUGCAUCGAGUUCACCAAGCUGGCCUGCGCUCACACGGGCAUCCAGUUCUAUCAGUUCACAGUCGGCUCGCAGCGGGAAGGGCGGCUCCUGUGCCACGGACAUUAUCCUGAAAUCCUGGUGGUGGAUGCAACCAGCCUGGAAGUUCUUUAUUCCUUGAUAUCCAAGAUCUCUCCUGACUGGAUCAGCUCCAUGACCGUCAUCCGCUCCAACAGGACACAAGAGGACACCGUGGUGGCCGUGUCCGUGACCGGCAUCCUCAAGGUGUGGAUCGUCACCUCGGAGCUCAGUCGGGCACAGGACACCAGCCCGGUGUUCGAGGAGGAAUCCAAACCCAUCUACUGCGAGAACUGCCAGAGCAUUUCCUUCUGCUCCUUCACGCAGCGCUCGCUCCUGGUCGUGUGCUCCAAGUACUGGAGGGUUUUUGAUGCUGGAGAUUAUUCCCUGUUAUGCUCGGUGCCCAGUGAAAAUGGGCAGACCUGGACUGGUGGGGACUUUGUGGCAGCUGAUAAAGUGAUUGUGUGGACAGAGGAUGGACAGAGUUUCAUCUAUAAAUUACCAGCCAGCUGCCUGCCAGCCAGCGAUUCCUUCCGCAGGGAUGUGGGGAAAGCCGUGGAGAGCCCCAUCCCACCUUUGUUGUACAGCGUGUUGGACAGAGCACAGAAGCAGCUCCUGAUCUGUCCUCCUGUGACUCGCUUCUUCCGUGGCCACACACAGCUUGAGUCCAGGCUCUUAAUCCAGGGGGAUUCCUCAGGGAGACUGAGCAUUUGGAGCGUGCCCGACACCCCUGAGCAGCAGCAGGACAGUGCAAAAGGCCUGCUGGCAGCCACCUCGGUGUCCCUGCAGGAAGCGUUUGACCGGCUUUGCCCCCGUCCCGCGGGGAUCAUCGACCAGCUGAGCGCGGUUCCGCACGAGCCCCUGCGCGUCACCGCCAGCGUCUACAUGCCGGCGCACGGGCGGCUGGCGUGCGGCCGCGAGGACGGCAGCAUCGUCAUCGUGCCCGCCACGCAGACCGCCAUCGUGCAGCUGCUGCAGGGGGAGCACACCCUGCGCAGAGGCUGGCCCCCUCACAGGACGCUGCGAGGCCACCGGAACAAGGUCACCUGUUUGCUGUACCCUCACCAGGUGUCCUCCCGCUACGACCAGAGGUUCCUGAUCUCGGGCGGCGUGGAUUUCUCCGUCAUCGUCUGGGAUAUCUUCUCCGGAGAGAUGAAACACAUCUUCUGUGUGCACGGCGGGGAAAUCACCCAGCUGCUGGUGCCGCCGGAAAACUGCAGCGCGAGGGUGCAGCACUGCGUGUGCUCGGUGGCCAGCGAUCACUCGGUGGGGCUGCUGAGCCUGAGGGAGAAGAAAUGCAUCAUGCUGGCCUCCCGCCACCUCUUCCCCAUCCAGGUGAUCAAGUGGAGACCAUCUGACGAUUACCUGGUGGUGGGCUGUUCCGACGGCUCCGUCUACGUCUGGCAGAUGGACACGGGGGCUCUGGAUCGCUGCGUGAUGGGAAUCACAGCCGUGGAGAUCCUCAGCGCCUGUGACGAGGCCGUGCCCGCCGCGCUGGACGCGCUCAGCCACCCCGCCGUCAACCUGAAGCAGGCCAUGACGCGCCGCAGCCUGGCCGCGCUCAAGAACGUGGCCCACCAGAAGCUGCAGACCCUGGCCACCAACCUGCUGGCCUCGGAGGCCUCCGACAAGGGGAAUUUACCCAAAUACUCGCACAACUCCCUGAUGGUUCAGGCCAUCAAGACGAACUUGACAGACCCCGACAUCCACGUGCUGUUCUUCGACGUGGAGGCGCUGAUUAUCCAGCUGCUGACGGAGGAGGCGUCGCGGCCCAGCGCCGCGCUGCUCGCCCCCGAGAGCCCGCAGAAACCCCCGGGCGGCUCCGACAAGGGCGGCUCCUUCCUCGCCGGCAAGAGAGCGGCCGUGCUCUUCCAGCAGGUGAAGGAAACCAUCAAGGAGAACAUCAAGGAGCACCUCCUGGACGAUGAGGAUGAGGACGAAGAGGCCACGAGGCAGGGGAGAGAGGACGGCGACCCGGAAUAUCGCUCCAGCAAAUCCAAACCGCUGACUUUGCUGGAGUAUAACCUGACCAUGGACACGGCCAAGCUCUUCAUGUCCUGCCUGCACGCCUGGGGCCUCAACUCCGUGCUGGACGAGCUGUGCCUGGAUCGCCUGGGCAUGCUGAAGCCGCACUGCUCCGUGUCCUUCGGCCUGCUGUCGCGGGGAGGCCACAUGUCCCUGAUGCUGCCCGGCUACAACCGGCCCGCGGGCGGGGUGACGGAGGGUUUGGGAAGGGGCACGUACGGAGUGUCGCGGGCCGUCACCACGCAGCACCUGCUGUCCGUCAUCUCGCUGGCCAACACGCUGAUGAGCAUGACCAACGCCACCUUCAUCGGAGAGCACAUGAAGAAAGGCCCUGCCAGGCCACCCAGGCCGGGCACCCCCGAGAUGGGCAAGGGGAAGCCUCCGACCGCCGGCCACGCUGCACAAGGACAGAUCAAACAAGCCGCUGCUCCCGGCGCAGACUCCGGCCCUGCCGACAGCUCCGCUUUCCAUCCCUGUUUCUUGGUCAAUGAAGGCUGGAGCCAGUUGGCUGCCAUGCACUGUGUGAUGCUCCCGGAGCUGCUGGGGCUGGAGCGGUUCCGGCCGCCGCUGCUGGAGAUGCUGCCUCGGGAACGGCAGGAUCGCUGCCUGGAGGUGCGGGAGGCGGCGCAGGCGCUGCUGCUGGCCGAGCUGCGCAGGAUGGAGCAGGCCGGCCGGAAGGAAACCAUCGACACCUGGGCUCCGUACCUGCCCCAGCACAUGGACAGCCUCAUCUCCCCCGGAGUGACCACGGAAUCCCUCCAGGCUCCGUCCGGCAGCGCGGAUCCGUCGGGAGCGGAGGCCAAGGCGCAGGAGGAGGAGCCGGAGCUGGCUGACGAUGACAUGGCAGCGG